CGUUUACUUACUUGUUACACGACACGAGCCAGUUUAAAAAAGUAAUAUGGAUUCGUGUUGUUACUGGUAUAAUGGGGGGUUUUUUGGCAAUAAUUUGAAUAUUCUUCAUGUAAAAAUAAAAUAAUGCAUAGAUCUAUGUCAAGAUUGUUCUAAUCCUAUUCAGGUAUUUUGGAGUAUAAUUAAUAUUAAUAGAAAAUUAUCCUGAUCAUUUUCUUGAAAAAAUAUAUCAGAUUGUUCUUUACAUUAGAAGAAAAGUUGUUUUUAAGCCUCAUGAUCAUAUUCUCCUAGAAGUUGCUAUUGUAAAGACUUUAGACAGUUGUUUGCCAUUUUUCCUUUCAAAAGAAAAUCUCCUCAACAAGUCACUUAUCAUUAUGAGCAAGAAUAAUAAAAUGGUCUUUGGCGGUUUUGAGUUUCAAAGGGCUGACCAAUCAAAAUCCAAAAAGCGUAAAUCUAAUUAUCCUUCGUUUCAAUCUGCCAAAAGACAAGUUUCUUCAAAGAUGUUUGAAAGUGCAAGUAAUUUGUGUAAACCGAAAAAGAAUAUCAAAGCUGAUGAUGACGUUAUUAUUCUGAAGGAGGAGAAAGUAGUUAAAGAGUUUCCAAUUGAAGUUUGGGAAAAUAUAGCCUGCACCUUGUCUAUUAUAGACAUUAUUAGUUUAUCACAAACAAACAAACGAAUGUAUGAUAUUAUUAAUCAACCUGAAUAUAUGAAAUACAAAAAACUUUACUUUAAAUAUCUAAAAGGAUAUAUAACGGCUGAAGACAAUAAAGAAGUUAAAGACGUUAUUGAAGGAAAGCAAGAUUCUGUCAAUUGGAUUAACUACUGUGCUCAAUGUGUACCAAGAUAUACAGUAAAGUCAGAUUUUGUUCAAGUAAUUAAGAAAAUUGAAAUUUAUGAAGCCGUUUGUAAGCUUUUAAAAAGCACUGAAGAUAUUUGGAAAAUACUGACCUAUAUAAUAAUGUUCAGUGAUGGUAUGAAUAAGAUACUUUAUAUUCUGACAAAACUUUCAUCAACUUCAAUUCACCUGCCAAUACUAUUGAAUUACUUUUAUAAUCUGGCAUUUCACAGUCUUGUUUUAUUGAGGAACUGUCAUGUUGAUAAUAACAUUCAUAUAAUUCAUUACAAUAUAUAUUAUGCUAUCUAUAUGUUUGAAAAUGAAUUCCAAGCAACGAUAGAUGAUCUUAGUCUUGCUUAUUCUCAUUCUGGUCAACAAACAAUUACAAAAUAUGCAUCAAGUAGUAGCAAACUUAGGCUGACCCAUGAACAGCUUCAAAUUUGUUCGUUCAAUCCAGACAGAGGACUGAUGGCUAAAAUAAUUGCCUUCGCAGGAACAGGAAAAACUACAACUCUACUUCGAUAUACACAACUAAGACCCAACUUAAGUUUUCUACUAAUUGUUUUCAACAAGGGUGUUGCGGAACAUGCUAAAACGCUUUUCCCAAAAAAUGUGGAAGUUAAAACUGGCCAUGCAAUUGCCUAUCGUCAUACUGGUUUUCGUUAUGCAAAAAAGCUGACGUUUGGCUCGAUCAGAGUGCAAGAUAUUCUCGAUGCAGUUCCAGCUAGAAAAGGCUUUAGUAUAUUUGUUAGAGCAAAAUGGAUUUCAGAAACUCUUCAUGCAUUUUUUGCAUCAGAUGAUGAGCGUAUAACAACAGAACACAUCCCUACACAUGUUACUAAUGUAGAUCCUGAAAAUGGAAAAUGUGUAACUGAGGAAGAUAAGCAUAAUCUUGUUUAUGAUGCAGAUCUAUAUUGGAAAAAAAUGUUAGAUAUCGAUGAUUAUUCGUGCAAAAUGAAUCACGAUGGAUAUAUGAAGGCUUGGCAAUUACAGAAACCCAGGCUUAAUCGUUAUGACGUAAUAUUAGUUGAUGAAGCUCAGGACUCAACUCCGUGCCUGUUGAAAGUAAUAACCGACCAAACGAUUCCUGCUAAAAUUCUAGUGGGCGAUCCCCAUCAGCAGAUUUACUCUUUCAGAGGUGCUAUUAAUGCUUUGGGAAUUAUAAAUGCCCAUAAAACUUUUUAUUUAACUCAAUCAUUUAGAUUUGGUUCAGAAAUAGCGUAUGCAGCUCAUUGCUGUCUGUAUUCAUUAAAAAACGUUCGCCAAAAAAUUUUAGUUGGAGGCUCUCAGAUUUGCUCAAUUCGAUCUCCUAAUUCAGAUGAACUAGCAAUAUCAGAACUACAACAUUCUUACAAUCCAACAGAUAUGGAAUUUGUUACAAACCCAAAAGCAAAAAGAACUAUAUUAUGUAGAUAUAAUUUCACGGUUUUCGAUAUCGCCACUAAAUUAGUCUAUGAUUGUGAAAGGCCAACCGUUUCUAUACUGGGUGGCUUACAAAAUUUUGGUUUAGAUGUCAUUGAGGAUAUAUAUUUAUUAACAUUGCCAGCAGAUGUUAGACGAGAGAGGCGAGAAAUCAGGCAUGGCCUUAUAAAACGAUUUGAAUCAUUUUUUGAAUUUGAGAAAUUUGCUAUAAAAGUUUCUGAUGCUGAUUUAAUCGGUAAGAUUCAAAUUGUAAAGAGGAAUUACGCCGAACUACCAAAACACCUUGCUAAUUUAAAGCAAUACGCACACUAUUCCGAGAAAAAUGCAGAUAUUAUUAUUGGUACAGUUCACAAAGCGAAAGGCCUAGAAUUCAACUGUGUUGAAGUUAAUGAAGAUUUGUCAUUGGACGAUGGUGAUGUAACAAAUGAUGAUAUAAACUUAUUGUAUGUUGCUAUAACAAGAGGCAAAAAGCAACUUAUACUUCCCAGAUAUGUUAAAUCUUUAUUAAUUUCUAUGGGAUUUUGCGGAAUAUGUCCUAUCCCGCCAAAUAAAUUGGAUAUUAAGGAAACCACGACCUAUGCUGACACUGGUAAUGUUGUUCGGGAUGUUAACAAUUUACCGUUCGUUCUUCUGAGAAAACCAGAUAAAGAUUUUGUUGGCGGUAUUAUUACUUAUAAUAAUGACAUUGCUACAUCAUGUUUCGGAUCAUUGUUUGCUUCAUGAUAAAUGUUGAAUUGAUUGUAUAAGAAUUUAAAAAUGUCUACACACCAUGAAACCAAAACUGAUUUCAAUAAAUG
This is a messenger RNA of Dimorphilus gyrociliatus, 3052 nucleotides long. NCBI's taxonomy places the organism in Eukaryota, Metazoa, Annelida, Polychaeta, Dinophilidae. The record is from the annotation of a GenBank genome assembly.